AUGCGCCUUACUGCUGCUAUUGUUGUGCUCGCCGCCGGUGCCAUCGCUAGAGCUCAACUAUCCAAUAUCCCUCAAUGCUCUGUACGCCCUGUCCGCUCAAUGUCUCUGCUCAGUGUCUUGUUUCUAACUAACCCGUGCUUGUUUCUUCUUUCUCUCCAGCUUACCUGUUUCACUUCGACCCUUGCCGGGGACGGCUGCUCUGAGCUUACGGAUUUUGCGUGCCAUUGCCAAAAGCCUGGCCUCGCAGCGGAGAUUGUGCCCUGCAUCAAUAAAGCCUGUGAUAUCACGGACCGACAAGCCGUAUCCAGCGUCGUUGAAUCCUUGUGUUCCGGUGUUGGCCAUCCGAUCUCUAUCCCCGCGGUGGACACAUCGGUUCCCACAACGACUGCCGCAGGAGGCAUCCCAACCACAGCGAGGAGCUCCAAUUCUACCACGGUCGGUGGUUUCGGCUCAAGCUUCAAGACUUCGUCCACGAUCAACGCAGCUUCGCCCCAGAGCACCUCCCAGUUCAACGGUGCCUCUGGUAUUGCACCCGGAACAGUUCAGAUGGUUGGUAGUGCUAUCCUGUUAGCCAGCAUGAUCUUCUUUGUUUGA
This is a messenger RNA of Penicillium egyptiacum, 594 nucleotides long. The record is from the annotation of a GenBank genome assembly. Lineage: Eukaryota; Fungi; Ascomycota; Eurotiomycetes; Eurotiales; Aspergillaceae.